AAUAUGUUGGAAUAUUUGUCAACGAUCUCUUUUAAUUUACCUAAAAUACCUGUUUUUGCAGAGGAAAGAAUGUUUUCUAACGAAACGUCGAUCUUUAGAACUACGAACUAAACUAGUUGUAUUUUACCUUUCACGCUGUAAUUCUAUCUUAUUAUCUAUUUUCUCUACAAAAUUUUCAUUUAGAUGUAUUUUUACGUAGUCUUGGUGUCGUUAUUUGUUAUUGAAUUGACUGAGGAGAAAUAUAUUUCUAUACUAACACACUUCUUCGAAUAACAAAGGGUAGAACUCUCUUUGUUAAUUAUACAAUAUAUAUAAUAUAAUAUUUUCACCUUUUCUAUGUUAAAUACACGACAAUGUUCUUUUUCAACUAAACAAACUAAUGAUAAUUUUCUAUAUUUGCCUUUUUAUCGUUACAGAUAAAUUAAAAAAAGUAUAAUUUCCUAUAAAAAGAAUCAACACUAUAUUACCCUCCUAAAAUGGACAAUGACUAUUCAACAACCAUUGAUAGAUUCAACACUUUUUCGUUCUUUCCCCAUUCAAAUUUUAACUUUAAGAAUUUAUCAAUAAUGGGAUUUUAUUUUACUGGGAGAAGAACUGAAAUAAAAUGCUAUUGUUGUCAAUUAGUAGUGAAUGAUUGGACUAUUGAAGACACUCUUAAUGAGCAAGCAGUUUUGAAGAAACAUUUAACAGAAUCUCCAAAAUGUUCAAAUGCUAACAAACUAUACAUUACUCAUAAUAGUCAAUAUCUACAUCAAGAUGUUCAACCGUUUACAAUAAAUGUGAAUGAAGUCUUACAAAAGGCAGAUCUAAGCAUUGUAUCUAAUAGAUUGAAGACAUUCAUUAGUUGGUCAGCUAAAAAUGCACAAAGUCCGCCCGAGCUUGCAAAAUGUGGUUUUGUGUUUAUUGGUCCUGAGGAGUCUGAUAGAGUUCAGUGUGUUUAUUGUUUAGUAGUCUUGACAUCAUGGAAUUCAUCAGAUACUGUGAGAGGGGAACAUGCGAGGCAUAGUGAAAAUUGUCCAAUGGUGACUAACAAUUUUGAUGAAAAUAUAGUAAAAAUGAAUCAUCAACCGAAAAUGGGUAUACACGUGUUUGAAAGUGCUGCUGAGGUACUGGGCGUUAACGAUCAGCCAAUGUUAGAGAAAAUUUCUUCAGAGGAGAUUGCAUAUUCAAAUAUGAAACCAGGAACUCCAUCGAAAAGUUUAUUCAUAAAGCGCUUAGAAACAUUCGAAUAUUGGUCUUCAUCGAUACCUCAAAAACCAAAAGAUUUAGCCAAGGCGGGAUUCUUUUUUCUAAAAGGGACAUACGAUAUUGUACAAUGCUUUUGGUGCGGUUUGAGAUUAUUUAAUUGGGAACCACAAGACGAUCCUCUAAGAGAACAUGAACGACACCACCGAAACUGCAAAUACCUUCAGGAUCGAUUAAGAGAGAGAAUGAAUGAAGAAAUGCAAAACGUUUCGUUAAAUGAGGAAGCUAUAUCAAUUCAAGAAACUAAUAUCUUACCUCAAGAUAUGCAAGAUAUCAAUAAGGAAGACGAACAGGGUUUGUGUAAACUAUGCUUUUCGAAAAAAAGAGACACACUAUUUUUGCCCUGCAAACAUCUUAUCGCCUGCAACGAAUGUUCAAUAAACAUUAUCAGUGAAGAGACUUCGUUGUGUCCCUAUUGUAGAGCAACUAUUAAAGGAACAGUUCUGGUUUAUCUGUGAAUGUUCCUGGUGGAAACCUUUUAUCAUUAAAUCUGCCUUGUUUUUAAUAAUUUGUUCUGAAAUCACAUCUACAAUUGGGAAGAAGAGAGAAAAGCAAGUGGAAGAGAAGAAAUCUAUAAAUAUAAUAAAGUUCUUAUUAUAAACAAGAGAUCCUUAUUCAUGGCUGUGUGAUGCACAUAUCUAUUACCAUAGAUGUAGCUAACUCGCUAAAUUCUCAAUAAUAACCGUAUUAAAAUAAUAUGGGACUAAGAUUAGAUUAUCUUCGUAUUUAUUGUCUCUAACUGUGUUCAAUAUUUUUUGUACUCGAUUUAUUUGAACUCUUUGUUUGCUAAUCGAUAACGUUUUUUCUUCAUAAAUCUAUAGAUACGUCAGUUACAAAAAACCCAACUUAUCGAAGGUUCUUAUGAAUUCUUUAAAUUUUUAUAUUCUUUUUCUUUUUUGAAUAUAAGCAAAUAACCAAGUUUUUGGAGUUUGGUAUAAUUUCCUCUUUCAGACGUCCGGCUUUUAAAAAAGUCUACUGACAAAUAAAAAUUGAAUAGUAGAAAAUUCUUAAAAGCAAUAUAUGCAAUUUUUAAAUAGUAUAGUAACAGUUUGGAAUUAUUCAUGUCGGGUUUAAAAGGAUUUUAUUACUAAACGAACACAUUGUUUGACCACUUGGGCCUACAGUCAUUUGAUACAAUGAAAUUACGUAAUUAAAGCAAUUUUGAGUUUAAGUAUACAGUU
Messenger RNA from Dimorphilus gyrociliatus, 2426 nucleotides. The record is from the annotation of a GenBank genome assembly. Lineage: Eukaryota; Metazoa; Annelida; Polychaeta; Dinophilidae.